Molecule: messenger RNA, 572 nt
Organism: Erigeron canadensis
Lineage: Eukaryota; Viridiplantae; Streptophyta; Magnoliopsida; Asterales; Asteraceae
Product: VQ motif-containing protein 11-like
Exons: 1
Coding region: 37-534 (165 amino acids)
Source: RefSeq, a predicted model, not a curated record
UCUUUCAAUUUUCUACCUAGCUAGGUUUUUUUUUAAAUGGCUUCUUGCUUCAAUAACCACAAUGAAGGGCCAGACCCAAACGCCAAACUAUCCACCACCUUUGUCCAAGCCGACCCAUCUAACUUCCGGUCUGUCGUCCAAAAACUCACUGGCAGUACCUUCCAACAACAAUUCACUUCAACUCACAAACUACCCAUCUCCAACCCUUCCGGCCGCCAAGCCAAGAAACCAGCCCUUUGUGAAGUCGGGCACCACCAUAUAUCAGUUCACAAGCUUCAUGAACGUAGGAAAGACGGUAGGAAGCUGGAGAUCACCCUAAAGAGCGUUGCAAGGGAUGAUGGUGAUGAGAUGGUUAUGUCAUCACCAGUUUCCACCUUGGAUGGAAGAGGGAGCCUCGGGACUCCGGUGGAGGAAGAAGAGAAAGCGAUUGCAGAGAAGGGAUAUUACUUGCACCCGAGUCGUCCUAUUAGUAUUAGAGGAUCUGAACCUCAACUCUUAGCUUUGUUUCCUCUUAACUCACCUAAAUAUGAUUGAUAUGAUCUAGCUUAAUUAGUAGCUUGUUCAUCACUUCA